This is a messenger RNA of Ctenopharyngodon idella (grass carp), 5241 nucleotides long. Its product is annotated as insulin receptor substrate 1-B. Gene Ontology annotation, biological process: insulin receptor signaling pathway. The transcript is spliced from 4 exons. Gene Ontology annotation, molecular function: phosphatidylinositol 3-kinase binding; insulin receptor binding. The record is from RefSeq and is a predicted model, not a curated record. Gene Ontology annotation, cellular component: plasma membrane; cytosol. NCBI's taxonomy places the organism in Eukaryota, Metazoa, Chordata, Actinopteri, Cypriniformes, Xenocyprididae. The coding region runs from base 429 to 4181 and encodes 1250 amino acids.
CACACACAGUAACUACAGCAGACUGAUGAGUGACAGAGCUUCACAGUAGCAGUGAACGCUGCACUGGAGAGGAGGGGUGACAGGGAGCUGUCUACUGUACGCUACAGUAAUGAGAUUAUUCAACUCCUAAACCUUCUUCUAAAUAGUAGUAGUUGCGCUAUUUCUCGCACGCCGCACCACAUGUGCUCGCGUGUGCGCGGUCGUGGACUCGUCUGCUCACCCGUUCUGCUCGAAUACAGCCAAGAAAAGCGCAGCAUUUGAUGACAUUAUUUUUGGAAAGAAACUGCUUGUUGGAACCUCUCUCACCCUUUGCGCACAUGACUUUUCUGAAGGAACGGAGGUGGACGGAGGUUACAUUUGUUGUCGUUUGCGACUUUUAGGGCUGAACUUUUAUUCACCGUGGUUGAGCGAAACAGACUCCGCGAGCCAUGGAGAACCACACCGAUCUGCAGAACAGCACCGAGGACGUACGUAAAAGCGGGUAUCUCCGCAAGCAGAAAUCCAUGCACCGGCGGUACUUCGUGUUACGGACGGCUUCAGAGCGCGGCCCGGCCCGACUCGAAUACUACGAGAGUGAGAAGAAAUUUCGUGGUAAAGCGCCCGUGCCCAAAAGGGCUCUGGCGCUGGAGACGUGCUUCAACAUCAACAAACGGGCCGAUUCGAAGAAUAAAUACAUGAUAGUGCUCUACACACGGGCUGAGAGUUUCGUGGUGGCGGCGGAGAACGAGGCGGACCAGGAGGAAUGGUACCAGGCGAUGGUGGAACUUCAAUGCAAGAGUAAAGCACUCUGUGACAGUGCUAAUGGGGGAGACUAUGGAGUACCAUCCCCUGGUCCUGCCUUCAAGGAGGUCUGGCAAGUAAAGGUUUGGCCUAAAGGUCUUGGCCAAGCCAAGAACCUGGUUGGCAUCUACCGGCUCUGUCUGACUGAAAAGACAGUCAACUUUGUCAAGCUGAACUCUGAUGCAGCUGCUAUCGUGCUGCAGCUGAUGAAUGUGAGGCGUUGUGGUCAUUCUGAAAACUUCUUCUUCGUGGAGGUGGGCCGCUCUGCAGUAACUGGCCCUGGAGAGUUUUGGAUGCAAGUGGAAGAUUCUGUGGUAGCACAGAAUAUGCAUGAGACUCUGCUGGAAGCCAUGAAGGCCUUGAGUGAGGAGUUUCGCCAACGUAGCAAGUCACAGUCAGCUGCUGCAGGAGUGGGAGGUGGCACCACUGCAUCAAAUCCCAUUAGUGUUCCAUCUAGACGACAUCACCCCAAUCCUCCACCCAGCCAGGUUGGAUUCACAAGACGUCCACGGACCGAACCACCAGGGACAACUGGAGGAUGUAAUAAUACUUCUCCAACUUCUCGCCACAGCUUCCCCCGAACUCGAACAUCCAGUGAUGGUGGAAAAGUUGAUGAUGGAGGUGGUGCAACAACUGGAGGGAUUGCAUCAUGCGCAAGUCCCACGACCAAUGGGUCAUGUUCCAAUACCCCUAUAUUGAGAUCAACAUCUGUUCGUGCUCCAACCCCAGUCAAGGCACAGCAUGCACUAAUGAGAUCCACCUCAACCCCAGCUCCUUCAGCUGCACCAAGCCUGCCUUCCGGGUCAGGACAUGGAUCUGAAUUUUGUGCAAUUGGAACCGGGACGAACAGCAGUGUUGGGAGUGGUAAUGGUAGCGUGUACAGUCGAAUACCUCUCCGACAGCCCUCUGUUUCUGGUUCUCUUAGCGACUAUGGCUCCUCGGAUGAAUACGGCUCCAGCCCUGGUGAGCACUCUCUGCUAACCCCAACAAUGCAGGCAGGGUCUGCAGGUAGCUCAGGUGGGCAUUCUCUUGGGGAUGAAGCAUCCAACUACAUCCUUAUGAAUCAGAGAGGAGCUUCCAAAACUCAGUCAAGCCAAAAUGCAUUGCCACAGACCAGGAGGGUUCUGAGGCGCUCUUCUAGCAGAGAAUGUGAAGCGGAGCGAAGACUAAUGAGCAAGCGGGCCUCCCUCCCACCCAUGGCCUUAGAGAGACUUGCACCACUCCGUCGAAAUGGGGAAGAAGCAGCUGAAGAGGAUGACUAUGCAAUUAUGACUCACACCAGCAGCCGAGAAUCCUUUGAAUCAAGGCAGGAUUCUGGAGCAACAGCAAGUGAAACAGGAUACUUGGAGGUAGCUGCAGAGGUUAAAGGUGAUGCUGGUAGCAGUGAAACGAGUGUCCCUGCUGUCAUUGGAAGAGCUAAUGGAGCAGUAGAUAAUGGCUACAUGUCCAUGUUACCAGGAGUUACAGCUCCCCCAGUAUCUCUUUCUCAUUCCCUCUCAGUAACAGUUUCAGAUCAAGACUCAAAAUCUGCAGAUGACUACAUGGCCAUGACCCCCAAUAACAGCAUUUCACCCCCGCGGCAGAUCCGUCCACCACCUUCUGGUACAGAUGGCUACAUGAUGAUGUCUCCCAAUAGUAGCUGUUCACCAGACCAAAGAGGGGUCCCUACUGCCUGGGUUGGCAGUAGCAGUGCUGACAGCCGAACUGGCAGUGACUACAUGAAUAUGUCACCUAUAAGUGCCCGCUCUGCCAAUAGUACCCCACCACCACCAGAGCCACACACUCCAUCUGACCAGCAUCCUCAGCAGCCUCCACCCAAGAUGGUAUAUUCUUAUUAUUCUCUACCCCGCUCAUAUAAACAUAAUACUUCAACACACUUUGAGGAAGAACCAGGAAGAGGGAAGCAUUUGGUUAAUGGUGGUAGAGGUCUGGGUGGAGGUAGGGGGCUUAGUAAUAGCAAGUCCAAGCAUCAGGAUCCCCUUGUUGGCCGACAUCUGUCCCUUUCAUCGUCCUCAUACUCCUCCAGUUCUGCAAGCAGUGAGAGCCUAGGUGAAGGUGAAGAAAAGGCCAUCAAAGUGACAGGAGGAGCAGCAGGUGCUACUGCAAAGGACAUUGAGCCCAAAUCCUUGCAGCAAAGACAAGGGUCUGGAAGGGUAAAACAAGGGCAUCCUGGUCAGAGGGGCCGACCUCUUAGCCUGUUUGUGGAUGUCUCUAAAGCCAACACUUUACCCAGAGUCCGUGAGACACCCCUUCCUCCUGAGCCUAAGAGCCCUGGGGAGUAUGUCAGCAUUGAGUUUAAGGGUGAGAGGAACCAAAAGGCAGGAGGUGAUGGAACCAGAGGAUUUCGGCAAGAUGCUUCUCUUCCACCCAGUGCCCACCACCACUUACCCAGGCCUAUCUCUUGUGUUGCUGGGUUUAUGCCCUUCUCACAUAGCUCCUCCAACCCCAUCUCUCCAUCAACUGCUUCUGAGUAUGUCAAUAUGGUGCUAGGUGUCUCACCAUCCCCCUCACCUAUCUCCCUCACACCACUUGGGUUUCCCCCAUUCCCUACCCCUCCUGUCACGCCUGCAGCAGCCCCUAAAGCUCACGAUGAGCAAAGAUCAUCAGUUCUAAAUGAGGAUGAUGCAGAGAGUGAGAUGGAACAAAGAAAAAGCAGGCAGGUUUCAGUACCACAGCCAGGAGACCCGCCCACAGCCUGCGGUGACUACACAAAGAUGGCCUUUAGCAUGAACUCGGGCAGCACGUUAAGUUCAACAUCACCAAAAGCCUCUUUGCCAGACCAGCCUGAGUCAGCAGUUCCAGCCCUGGGUUUGGGACUGGGACUAGACUUUCCACUUGCCAAAGUCCCAAACCCAGAUCACGGGGCUAAAGUAAUCCGAGCAGAUCCACAGGGUCGUCGACGCCAUUGCUCUGAAACGUUUCAAGCUCCUUCCUCACUUCUACCUUGCUCUGCAACAUCCUCUUCCUCUACAUUCCCUGAUCAUGCUCAAGUUAUGGGCCGUCGGCUUGGUUUUGAGGGUAUGCUUUGGGGGAACAGUGGCUCAGCAGACAUCUCGUCUCAAUAUCUCAACCCUGGACUACCCAGUCUAUCUGUUUCACAGACAUCAUCCAUGGAACAGGGACUCAAUUACAUAGACUUGGACCUGGCUAACAAGGAAGGUACCCAUGCUGCCACAGAUGGGCAAGCAGCUGUUCACACACCUGCUGCCCGUAUCUUUUCCUCUGUGCUGGGUGGAGGAGCAGCAGGGAGCUCCGUAGGAGCUGGAGGUUCAGGCGGAAGUGCUUCAAACCUCAACAUGUACGCUAGCAUUGACUUUUACAAGUCAGAGGAGCUACGGACUCACCAAGGUAGCAGCAGCAGCAAAGAUGGUACAGAAGAAAGUCAUCCAGGUGUGGAGUAACAUGGGGAAUGUUGAUGCCUCAGCAACGUGGAAUUCUGGGAAACUGAAUGCCUGCGCUCUCCCGUGCACCUGAAUGAACCUGCCAGAGCAGAAAUAGAAGAGAGUAAGGUGUGUGCCCAGCCAACUUCGCAAGCACUUUCUAAAGACUAUUCCGCAAUGAUUGGUUGCUGCAAUCAAAGGGAACAAGUGCCAAGCAAGACAAGCAACAAUCUGUGCUGUCCGGACUCUCAACAGACACGCACAAUAACCAAUCAGAGAGGAAAAAGAAGACAAUGGAGCCAAUGACAAUGACCUUUGACCUUCAACAGAAGCUUGAACAGCCUGUGUACAGUAUUCACAAAAACGAUUCAGUGACUCACAAUUGUUGAACAUAUUAUAUAUACACAAAAAGUGCCUCGUUUUCAAUUGUAGCUUUCUAAAUAUAGACUUUCAAUUGUUCAGGCAUUGACUAAUGUGCUUGAAGAGAAAGGUUGCUAUUCUUUUACAUUGUAAAAGCUGAACUAAUACAGAAGGUAAAAUUGACUGGAAAAGAUGGUCUUACGGCAAGACAUCAACAACAGUGAUGGCACUGCUUUUGGUGAUAAUGAUGAAGUAAUUAUGAAUCUCAUCAUGGUGUUCAGCUAACCUAGCAUCACCGAUGUGUUGAUUGACUAGUUCAUCACCCUCCCUGUUCCUUGUUUGUUUCUCCACCCUCUUUGCCCCCAUGCAUUAGUACUUAAGUGCCUGUCUCUUUUCUGCCUCUCUUUUUUCUGCUCUCUUCACAGUAGCGUCCUGAAAGGAACCUGUAACAGACAUUUGGCUCAGUGACACUAAGUGUCUAUUUUUACUCUAAGGGUGGGGUGCUUCUGUGAUGGUGUCCUGCGGUAGCUUACCUCGACUGGCACGCAAGGAUGCUAGCUGACCCAAUCCACACUGGGCUAUACCAAUGAUAGUCCAGAACAGGGGUGUUUAAAGGAUUUAAUUUGGAAAUCGUUCUCACAAACUGUAUCUCAGUGACACCCUUUGCUGGCCAACAGUGGUAAAAUAAAAACAGGAGUAUUAAAAACAUAAUUCUCUCCUA